GGGCAGGGGGCGGCUGUUGUCACUCUGUGGUUGGCUGGCGGGCGGCGCUGUGUGGAUGUGUGCACUAACCACCAUACACCGGGGGAGCAUGCGGCUGUUGGUGUGCCUGGUGGUGGCCGUGACGGGCGUGGUGGCUGCCCAGGAUGGCAUUAACAAGGACCUCAUCAACAAGAAGAUCGAAAGGAAGCUGGACAUUUCAUCCCAGCUGGUUAAGGUGACGCAGAAGAUCACACUGGAGAAUGGCGGGCCCGCGCCGGUAAGGGCCUUUCUGGUCACCCUCACCCAGGUGGAGAAGGACAAGCUGUCAUACAUGAACGUGCAGUCUGGCAGCUCUGUCCUAAAAGUAUCAGAGGCUCAGGUUGCUGAGCAUCGAGACCUGGCCUUCUUCCGGGUGGACCUGCGAGACCCAUUGCAGCCUGGGAAGACUGCCAAUGUGGAGGUGGAAAUGAUAAUGACACAGUUGCUGGAGCCGUACCCUGCCUACAUCCAGCAGGGAGAGAAGCAGCUGGUGCGCUACACUGGCAACCACUAUGUGCUCACCCCCUACACCACCACCACACAGACCACCACUGUCACCCUCCCGUCCCCAAACAUUGAAUCUUACUCUCGCCUCAAGCCCACCACCCACACUGACACCUCCAUCACCUAUGGUUCCUAUGAAGGUGUGGCUGGCUUCACUGUGGAUCCAAUGACUAUCCACUAUGAGAACAACUCACCUUUCCUGAUGGUCAGCAAGCUGGAGCGGAUCAUUGAGGUGUCUCACUGGGGGAACAUUGCUGUGGAGGAGACUCUUGAUGUCCUUCACACUGGUGCCAAACUCAAAGGACCAUUCUCUCGCUAUGACUACCAGCGGGAACACAAUAGCUACUCCAGCAUCAAAUCUUUCAAGACGAUCAUCCCAGCAUCUGCCAAGGACGUAUAUUACCGGGAUGAGAUUGGCAACAUUUCCACGUCACACAUGCGCAUCCAGGAUGAUGCUGUUGAGCUAGACUUGAGGCCAAGGUUCCCUCUCUUUGGGGGAUGGAAGACCCAUUAUAAAAUUGGCUACAAUGUGCCUUCAUAUGAGUAUCUUUACAGCUCUGGUGAUGAAUACAUUUUGAAGAUGAGGAUUUUGGACCAUGUCUUUGAUGACGUUACAAUUGAUGAACUGAAGCUGACUGUUAUCCUGCCAGAGGGAGUUCGUAACGUUGCUUUUGAGACUCCUUACCCCAUGGAGCGUCUUCCUGACACUGUCCACUACACAUACCUGGACACAGUGGGUCGUCCUGUAGUCUCUGUCACAAAGAGAAAUCUAGUGGAAAGUCACAUCCAAGACUUCACACUCCACUACAAGUUUCCUGCUAUCCUUAUGUUGCAGGAGCCCCUUCUUGUUGUCAUUGCUUUCUUCAUCCUCUUCCUGACGGUUAUUCUGUACGUGCGUCUCGACUUGACUCUAAGCAAGGAUGAUGCGACGGAGGCAAAGAUGAGAGUGUCUUCCCAUUGUGAGCAAGUGCACACCCACCAUGAGAAGCGAGCACGUCUCUAUGAAAAGCUGGAGGAGGAGAUACAGAAACUGAAGAGCUCAAAGGAUGUCACUCACUCACAGACUGCUACCAAGAAGAUACAAGGCAGCAUCCGUGAUGAGACCCAAGCCAUCUCCGAUUUGUCUGCAAAGAUUCGCCUUGAUAAUGCAGAGUAUGCUGAGAAGGUGGCUGAACUCCAGAAGCUUGACAAGACGUUGCGUGAAAGUGUGGUGCAGCAGCUGACCAAUGUGGAGAAGCUGGUGGCUGGCAAGAUGAGCAAGCAGCAGUACAUGGAUGCUGAGGCACCACUGCACAAGAAGAAGGAAGAAGCUCUUGAAAAGAUCAAGGUGCUGCUGGGCAACAUUUGAGUUUUUUUCCUCUAAUACAAAAGCCAGUGCUUACAAGACUGCCAUUCCAUUUAACUGCUCUAUAAAAACAACUUUUCUGUGAUGUGUUCUGCAGUGUUGUGCUAGUGGAUGGCCAUUGUUGGAGAGUACAGGUGGGGUUCUGUUGGUGAGCCCAUUGCUAGGGAAACAGAUUUUUCUUUGUGUGCUUGUUUAAUUUUUCAUGACAUGAUUGUUUUCUACGUAAGUGCAGAUGUGGUGGUGUUUUAUUGAGAUCAGUGACAAAUUAUUUUCCUGAUUUGCUUACACCUUAUAAAUUCAUAGAGGGAAGACAUGUUAGUGUAAGGAGGGUUGUUAAUAAAAAAAAAUAAAUAUAAAA
Molecule: messenger RNA, 2225 nt
Organism: Scylla paramamosain (green mud crab)
Lineage: Eukaryota; Metazoa; Arthropoda; Malacostraca; Decapoda; Portunidae
Product: dolichyl-diphosphooligosaccharide--protein glycosyltransferase subunit 1-like
Exons: 10
Coding region: 56-1870 (604 amino acids)
Cellular component (GO): oligosaccharyltransferase complex; membrane
Source: RefSeq, a predicted model, not a curated record